Molecule: messenger RNA, 2209 nt
Organism: Periophthalmus magnuspinnatus
Lineage: Eukaryota; Metazoa; Chordata; Actinopteri; Gobiiformes; Gobiidae
Product: vasopressin V2 receptor-like
Exons: 6
Coding region: 329-1387 (352 amino acids)
Biological process (GO): G protein-coupled receptor signaling pathway; positive regulation of vasoconstriction; regulation of systemic arterial blood pressure by vasopressin
Cellular component (GO): membrane
Molecular function (GO): peptide binding; vasopressin receptor activity
Source: RefSeq, a predicted model, not a curated record
GCAUCCGCAAGUGGAUAGCCGUAAUUCUUCACUGACUGCUUCGACUGGGUGUUACUCACGCACACACUCAGAUCACCACACACAUCAGCAAAUCAAACAUGGACACAGGAGGCCGGUUUCGGAUGAAGUGAUGCGUCCAGACGGCGGCGUCAGGUUUACGUACAUCAGUGAAGACUGGUCACUCCAAUGUCUGCAAUAAACCUUUUUUACCCCUCCCUGGACUGCUAUGCCUAACCCACUGAAAACCUGAAAAAAAAACACAAGCCUGGUUUUCAGUGCCAGUUUAAGGAUGUGGCUUGUUGAGUGUGAGCAUAUAGCGUUGUGAACAAUGCAUCCAAUCAACAGCAGUGGCUUCUCGGAGUACAUUCCCCGGGAUGAGUAUCUGGCCAAGGUGGAGAUCGCGCUGCUCGGUGUCAUUUUCGUGAGCGCUGCCAUCCUCAACACUGCGCUUUUGUGUGUCCUGUGGCGGCAGCGAAAGCAGAUGACCAGGAUGCGCGUGUUUGUAUUCCACCUGUGCCUCGCGGAUUUAGUUGUGGCAUUUUUCCAAGUUUGCCCACAGCUACUGUGGGACAUUACCGAUCGAUUUGUUGGCCCGGACUUGAUUUGCCGUCUUGUCAAGUAUCUACAAGUUCUUGGCAUGUUUUCUUCCACGUAUAUGAUCGUCGUGAUGACCGUGGACCGUUACCAAGCCGUGUGCAACCCGAUGGUGAAGUUCCAACGAGCUCGCACGCGCUUCAACGUCCCCGUAUGCGUGGCGUGGGGCGUAUCUGUUGUGGGGAGCGUUCCGCAAAUCUUUAUUUUCUCUCAAAUUGAAGUUGAACCAGGAGUUUUUGAUUGCUGGGCGACAUUUAUCCAGCCAUGGGGACUGCAGACCUACAUAACUUGGACCACACUGGUCAUAUUCGUGUUGCCAGUGAUAGCGGUUGUGGUUUGCCAAGUGCGCAUAUGUCGCGCUAUUCAGAUCAACUUAUACCAAAAAGCCCCGCUGGCGCACAGAGCGAGCGGUGUGGCUGGGAUGUCCAAAGCCCGAGUAAAGACACUGAAGAUGACGGUGGUGAUAGUGUUGGCUUAUAUCAUCUGCUGGGCUCCCUUCUUCACCGUCCAGCUCUGGUCCGCGUGGGACAGCGAUGCGCCUAAAGAAACCGCUACUUUUACCAUCCUGAUGCUGCUGGCGAGUUUGAACAGCUGCGCAAACCCCUGCAUUUACCUCACGUUCAGUGGCCAGUUCCCCAAAAGGUUUCUGACUCUCCUGUGCAGGCGUCACGGGGACGGUAAAGACUCCAUGCACGAAGAGGCGACGCUGGUCAGCACGUUGUACAUGAGCUUCAGGAAUGUGUCUAUAUCUAAAAAAGGAGAACUGAAUCCUCUGGACACUGGUGAGACUUAAGAGGAGGAAACCGUGGUAAUUGAGAAUGUAAUAAAUAUUUGUUAUGAAGUUUCUUUGACCAAAAUGAGUAGAGGUUACAAAGUCGGGUGACUGCCUGUCCCUCUUUGGUUUGUCCUGCACAGCCAUUUAAGCCCCUGUUCCACUUAUUUAAAGAAUAUCACACUUUUAUUGAUGCCACAUGAAUGUAUAAAAAUAUAGAUUUAAAUAGAAAACAUGAUAUUUUCUGGCAAGCAAAUAAAGACUUUUUGGGUGUACUGGCUGCAGGGUUGCAAUGUUGACAUCUAUUGCUUUUUUAAGUUUAAAUCUCCCCAAGUCUGUCCUUCCAAAUUCCCAGACAUUUAACAACUUGUCUCCCUUUUCUUGCGAUUUGUGGUGGUCACCCUAUUACCAAGAUGUAUGGCUGUCAGUAUAGUGAGUGCCACAAAACAAGACUAUGGCAAUGGGUCAUCAAAUUGAUAAAAAAUGAUCCUUAUUGCUGUUUUGUGCAAAGUGAAAAAGAGAAGAUGAAUGAAUGUACAUAGCUGUAUCAAAUUUGUAAAGAGAUGUUCCUUUUUGAUAGGAGAUGCGUGGAUUAAUUGAUGGAUGCACUUUAAAUAGAUUUGUACAGCCGUACGCCACAAGGAUCAGACAGGCUUCAGUGAGACACAUACUGAUAUACUACAUAUUUCAACUUACUAUAUAAAUAUUGUGAAUAUUCAAGAGACAUGAUGGUUUAGACACUCUGUAAAACUGCAUUGGACUUCUAUGCUUGUAAAUCUUGUAUAUGAUAUUUCAUUUCUAUUGUUCGUGAAUUAAUAAAGUGUUGUCAUGAUUUAUUAUUGU